GAGGCGGGGCCGCGUGUUUGGAGCGGCUCACUAUUUGGCAGGAAGGCGCGGAGGCCUCCGUUUGCUGGCGAGGCUGAGGGGCGGCUCUCAAUGUGGCAGCGGAGAGGAGGAGGAGGAGGAAAAGGAGAAGAAGGGGGCCGAGGGAGACGAGGGGAGCCGCAGCCUCCGAGGAUCUGAGCGGCCUGGACGGGAGAGCAGCGGCGGCGGCGGCGGCGGAGGAGCCUCUGCAGCGCUGGCACCCCCGCCGCCGACGCCGCCACCAGCCCCCCGCCCGGCAGGAGGAGGAGGAGGCGGGGGAGAAGGAGAAGGAGCCGACGGUGCCACGGAGCCCAGAAUAUUUUAAUUGAAAUUGCAUCUAUUAAGAUUGUGGAGAAGAUAAUCCUGGUUUGGCGUUUCGACUGUUGUAUUUUUUUACCCUAAGACUGAAAAGGACUUUACAACAUCCCCUAGAACUGGAUUUUCACCCUAGUUCAGCAGCUUUGCUGCUCACUUAAUUACAGAUGAAUGAAGACCCCAUUUGGAAAGGCACCAGGUCAGCGAUCCAGAGCUGAUGCAGGGCAUGCCGGUGUGUCUGCCAGCAUCAUGAAGAAGAGAGCUACCCACAAAAAGCAUCGAAACAACAUGGGACCAAGCAAACCAAUUUCUCAACCCAGAAGAAAUAUUGUAGGUUGCAGAAUACAACAUGGAUGGAAAGAAGGGAGUGGACCUGUAACACAGUGGAAAGGCACAGUGCUAGACCAAGUUCCUGUAAAUCCCUCUCUUUAUCUUAUUAAAUAUGAUGGAUUUGAUUGUGUCUAUGGACUAGAACUGCACAAAGAUGAGAGGGUUUCAGCACUUGAAGUCCUUCCAGAUAGAGUUGCUUCAUCUCGAAUCAGUGAUGCCCACCUGGCAGACACAAUGAUUGGCAAAGCAGUGGAACAUAUGUUUGAAACAGAAGACGGUUCAAAAGAUGAAUGGAGGGGAAUGGUAUUGGCUCGGGCGCCUAUAAUGAACACAUGGUUUUAUAUUACCUAUGAGAAGGAUCCUGUCUUGUACAUGUACCAGCUCUUAGAUGACUAUAAAGAAGGUGAUCUCCGUAUAAUGCCUGAUUCCAAUGAUUCACCGCCAGCCGAACGGGAACCUGGUGAAGUUGUGGAUAGCCUAGUGGGAAAGCAAGUGGAAUAUGCCAAAGAAGAUGGCUCAAAAAGGACUGGCAUGGUCAUUCAUCAAGUGGAAGCCAAACCCUCGGUCUAUUUCAUCAAGUUUGAUGACGAUUUCCAUAUUUAUGUCUAUGAUUUAGUGAAGACAUCCUAGACACCAUGCAAACUUUUGCCAAACUUGUGGAACUUCAAUGUAAAAUUUAUAGACAAUAAAGACUUAAUUGCUUUCCAGUUUAUUUGAAAGCUUAAAUGUCCCUGCGAGCCCACAAUCUCUGCCAGGAAAACUAUUCCAUUGUGAACUAUACAAAUAGACUUCUAUGUGAACAUGACACAUUUUGUGUAAGGGAACUUCUUUUCUUGAAGGAAAUCUUCUGGGUUGGGGCAGUAUGUCGACGAAAUUAGACAAAACAGCAGCUGCAAAUUCAAGCUGUGUCAGUGGAUCUAGCAAUGUAAUCAUUAAUCUGAUUUCCCCCCAAUUAUAACUUUUCCUCAGCUUCUCACUUAACUGUUCAACUGCCACAUGCAAGUGUUGCUUGGUAUUAUAUUACUUUCAUGUAUGUAACAUUAAAGUUUUCUUGUCUGGCAGUCCUUGUUUCCUCGGUUUGGGCAGAGACGAUUAUAAAAUGUUUUAAGCAGUGUUAAGGAGUGCCUAGCCCAGUUAACAUCUGUGCACUUCAUCCAAGUUAGUAGUUAAGCUACUGUUAGGUAAGCUUUUACAUUUUAGUUGCAGAAAGUAGAACAUGGCAGAAAUGUUAUGCAGUUGAUGAGACAAUGCAGUGCAAGAGCCCAUAUUGGCAAACGUAGGAUCUGGUCAAACUAUGUAAAACACUGAUGCCUUCAGUUCUAAAUGUUGUAGGGAAUUCUGUUUGUUUUAGUAGAACCCAGAUGCUUGGUGCCAUAUCAGUCUAGUCAUUUACGUAAUAUUAAAAGAGUUCUACACGGCAACUACUGGGUGUUUCCAUAUCAAGCCUAGCAACGUAGGUUACUUGUGUGUGGACUGAAAACUAUUUCAUGUAAAGACAAACCUUACAAAAGAGGAGUCCUCAUACAUUAAAGCUUGUGUUGCAGAGAAGGAAAAUCAUUUGUUGCCUUCUGUUUUGAUCUGCUGCAUUCCUUUGUAUUUAACUGUUUUGUUAAAGAAGGCAUCUACCUUUUCUCCUGGCCUUUUUUUCUAGGAGUGUGUCCAGACAAGACAUGUAACUCAAACCUAUUGUCAACCUUUUGUGCUGUACAUUGUAUUUGCUCGAGGUAUGCUGUUUAAUGUGAACUUCAUUAAAAAAAAUACUAGGGUUCUGCAUGCUAAUGGUGUACUGUCUAGCAAAAGUUAGAGAGUCUCCAUGGUUAAGUCAUCUGCAGCAGAUAGGGAAUGUAAAUAAGCAGCCCAUAGCCACAGAAUUCACUGUUUGUUUUUCCAGCGAUGAGGGUGGAGCCAUCCUUAAUGAGGGUUGAUUCUCCCGUUUGCUCCAAUCAGGCAGGACCUUGACUUUGGGCAUCAGCAUAGGGAGCCAUGCCUCCCCCCCCCCCCCCCCAGUAGCCAAGUCUAGUUCCUGCCUUCACUCUGUCAGGCUGCUUUUCAAGCUUUCUCUUCCUUGAAAAUAAAAAAAAAGAUUUCUCUCUAUAUAUUGCGGGGCAGACUAGAGCCAAAUGGAGGACCUAGAUAGCCCUGGGAUGUCUGGCGAGUCCGGACAUGCUUAGAGCCCCCCCCCCCCCCCCCCACUGGAGUUGGCCCAAUACUCUGAACUGCAGCAUGGAGGCUGCUCGGUGCAGCCGGAGGAGGGAUAUCCCUCAUCUCUGCGCUCUACCAUGCCCAGCUGCUGCAACCUGUCCCGGGAUCGGGGAGGACAGACCCAAGAGCGUGAGUAGUGCCGCACCAAGUGGUCCCCCUCCCUCUCAAACGCUCCCGCUAGAGCUGUCUACCCUGCUCUAAUUGCCAUACAAAUGGCGGCAUUUUUCCUCCUCUGCCUCCCAACCCUCCCUCCUCCCAGUGGGUCAAGCCUCGGUUGCCCUUUCGGCCCAAGACUUGGACAGAUGGGCAUAGCCACCUUACCCAUAGGGCCAGAGAGUCCUCUCUCUCCCCUCCUGCUUCCCGCUCUUCCAGGGAUGCCAACCCCCAAUCAGAGAGGGACAAAUUCGCACCUAAAAGUGCCUUGGCGCGCAAACACAAAAAGGAGGGGAAAAGGCCAUUCUGUCUUCCUCUUCUUUAUCUUCCAAAUGAAAGAGAAGGGUGCCAUCUAGUGGCAAAACAUCUCAGGCCAAAAAAUCCAAACUACAGCCAGCUAGAUCAUCUGAGGAUGAGAUUUUGUCCAGAUCCCAAUCCAUUUCUGCCUCUGAAUCAGAAGAAGGAGAAUGGUCUGAUGAAGAUGAAGACCCAGCUGGGACUCUUUCUACGGCUAGGCUUUUUUCUGCCAAUGAUUUUCCUAUCUUACUGAAAAAUGCAAUCAGAGCUCUUGAACUUGAUGCUAAGCCACAGCCUACCCAACAAGAUGACACCGAUCUACCCAAAGGCAAAGGCGAAUCCUUUCCUAAACCCUCACCAUCCAAUGAUGAGGUUCCCUUUCCAUCUGAUUUCAUGAGAGUAAUCAAAGAUGAAUGGUCCAAACCGGCAACAGUCAGACCUAAUCCUAGUUCUGUCAAAAAAUUCUAUUCCCUUCCUCAAAAUGUAAUGACCAAACUACUGAUCCCUCUGGUGGAUGCUCCGGUUUUCUCUCUCGUCACAUCGUCCGUCUACUCUAAAGAUGGAGAAAAAUAACUGAAACUUCCUGAAGACAAAAGGGCCGACUCUGUCCUCAAAAGGUGCUUCGAGGCCUCUUCCACUGCGAUUAGGGCUUCCUCAUCAACUUCCAUCCUAACCAGGGCAGCACAUCAAUGGGCUAAAGACCUUAUGCUAGAAGUCCCUAAGGGCAACUCUAGACUCCGUCAAGGAAUCAACAAGUUGCUUAAGGUUCUAGCAUUUGCCGCCGACUCCUUCCUUGACAUCAGUUUAGCUCUCGUGCUCAAGCAGCCUCAAUCGUGCAGAAGAUACCUUUGGCUAAAAAACUGGCAAGUAGAUACUCACUCUAAACAAAACAUUGGCUCCCUUCAGUGGAACCAAACUGUUUGGUGAAGCCCUUGACCCUGUACUUAUUGAGACUAUAAAGAUAAGAAAAAGGCUCUUCCAUCUGCCCCUCACUGAGACGACAGGAAGUCAACAGUCCUUUCAUUCCCCCCCAGUCUGCAUACAAUUCAUCUUGGGCGAGAGGUGGCAGGGGUGGCGGAUGACAGUGGUCUAGCAGAAAGUCCUCUUCACGACAACACUACAACAAUACAUCCUUUCCGAAAACCAACAGCUCCUGCCAAUCCAAUAACAACAAUGCCAGAAAACAGCAAAAUUCUUCAACAUGACUAUCCAAGCACCAGAGUGGGGGGCUGGCUACAACACUUUCUUCAGACUUGGUCCUCAACUACCUCAGACAAAUGGGUGCUAUCUACUCUGUUCUCAGGAUAUCAGAUAGACUUCACUCAAAUUCCAAGGGAGCAUUUAAUCAUUUCCCCCAAAUCUCAAAGACCACACAAACACCAGUUAAUGCUAGAAGCUACCAACCACCUACUACAGAUCGGGGCAGUUGAACUUGUCCCUCCUCUCCAAAUCACGAGGGGGUCCUAUUCCAUCAUCUUUCUAGUCCCAAAAAGGAACAAAUCAUGGAGAUCAGUCCUUGACUUAAAAAAGAGUCAGCAGACAUGUUCCCAAACGUCGCUUCUGGAUGGAAACGCUCAAGACCAUUCUAGAAUCUCUCCAUCCAGGCGACUACUUAGCUUCUGUGGAUUUGACUGAAGCUUAUCUUCAUAUUCCGGUAAACAGGGACCACUGAAAAUUUCUCCACUUCUGUUAUCACCAAAGACACCUUCAAUUCAGGGCUCUUCCCUUCGGCUUAACAUCGGCUCCGAGAGUUUUUACCAAAAUAAUGAUAGCUCCAGUGGCACACUGGAGACUUCAAGGACUGCGUGUCUUUCCCUACUUAGAUGACCUCCUGAUCGCCUCCUCUUCCCCAUCUCUGGCAACAAAAGAUGUCGAUGUCAUUCUCUCAUCAUUACAACACCAUGGUUUUCUGGUAAAAAUCUUGGGAAAAGCCACCUUACCCCUUCCCAAUGUAUCCAUAAUUUAGGAGUGAUUAAUGAUUGAAGACACGAUCGCGUUGAUAACCAAAAAACCAACACACUUUCUCCUUCUCGCAAGGCUACAGGGCCUCAUGAUAGCGGCCUCACAAUGUGUUCCCUGGGCCCGAUUUCACUCCCACACGCUACAGUGGCUGAUAUUACCUCAUCAAAAAUCAAUCAUUCACAGAAUAAACAAACAAAUUCCACUCCCUCACAAGGUCAAACUAUCCCUACGAUGGUGGAAUUCCCGCUCCGUCCUACGAGGAUUUCCAAUUCAUCCAAUCCCCCCGAUCCUAAUAAAAACCGAUGUCAGCUUGAGGGGUUGGGGGGCCAUGCUAAACGACUGAUAUGCUCAGGGACAUUGGAACCCAAACAGAAAAGGAGGGACCAGAUCAACAUCCCUAAUGCAAGAAUCAUCGAUACUGCUGCAUUGGGCAGAAAACAAACUUCUCUCCCUCAAAGCAGAACACACAAAAGCAGAACUAAACACAAAGGCUGACUGGCUGAGCAGAUCAGACAUAAAUCAAGCAGAAUGGCACCUCCAUCCAGAGACGUUCCUCCUGAUAACACAGAGGUUCGGCAUGCCUCUGGUCAACCUGUUUGCAUCCCCAGUGAACAACCAGGUCCCUCGGUUGUCACAGUUUCUGAAUCAGGGCGCAGAACAAAUAGAUGCCCUACAUGCACCUUGGCCCCAGGGCCUCCUGUAUGCGUUCCCUCCAACAGCAAUGAUAUCACGAUGCCUCCAAAAGCUAAGAAGUGAAAGAUCAACAAUCCUCCUGAUAGUGCCACACUGGCCAAGAAGGGCAUGGUUUUCUGAGAUAUCCCAACUGGCUCUAGACAGUCUGCGCCUUCCGAUCCAUUGACCCAGAGCCAGAAUGGCUAAACCUUCACACAAGGAAAUUGAGAGGUGCUUAUUAAGACGGACUAUUACCUCGAGUUGCAGAUACCAUCAUCCAAUCAAGGAGACCAUCUAUUCAGAGAAUUUAUGAAUAUUCUUAUAGAUCUUUCUAUAACUGGUGUAGAUCUAAACAGACUUCCACUUCCUCAAUAUCUGUAAACACACUCUUGCUAUACCUUCAAGAUGGUCUCGACAAAGGCCUCAGGCCAAAUACUCUAAAGAGACAGAUUUCCGCUAUUACAUCAGCUCUCCCAGCAAAACUGGUCUUCAACUAUCUAACCAUUGCUAUGUCAAAAGGUUCUUGAGAGCAACCUCUCUCAUCAAGCCAUCCACGGUCCACAGAUACCCUAACUGGGACUUACACAUUGUCCUUCAGGCACCAACUAAACUGCCCUUUGAACCCUUAGACAAAGCAGAUCUAAAGUUCCUUACAGCUAUCACUUCGGCACGUAGUGUGUCAGAAUUGGGAGCACUGUCAACUAGAAGUGAACUGCACAUAUUCAGAAAAGAUCUGGUUUUACUUCGACUAGACCCGACAUUUAUGACCAAGGUUAAUUCCACUUUUCACAGAUCUCAAGAGAUUAUCUUGCCUUCAUUUGUUCCAGAUUCUAAAAAGGAGCUCGAAAAGACGUGCCAUACGCUUGAUGUUAGACGGGUCCUCUUCACCUAUAUCAAGCGUACUCGCAGAUCUCGCAAAUCAGAUCGCCUGUUUGUGUCCUUCAGCUCAAACUACAUGGGAAAAAAGGUCUCAUCUUCCACUCUGUCUAGAUGGAUUCGCUCCUGCAUAGCUACAUGUUAUUCAAUUUCCAGGGCCACACUCUAGGGAAAGGUCACCACACACUCCACUCGCAAUGCUGCAACGUCUGCUGCUCUUGCAACUAAUGCUCCCUUAGGAGAUAUUUGUAGGGCGGCCACAUGGUCAUCCCCUUCCACAUUUAUCCAUCAUAACUGAAUCGAUGCCUUCCAAUCGGCUGAGGCAUCCUUUGGAAGGCGGAUACUUCAGUCCAUUUUAUAGAUUCUGUUUACCUCAGUUCCCCACCCAUUGGAGAGCUUUGGUAUAUCUCUCAUUAAGGAUGGCUCUGCCCUCACCGCUGGAAAAAUGAACAUUGGCUUACUUUGUGAGAAGUUUGUUUUCAGCAAUGAGGGCGGAGACAUCCUGCCCUCCCGAAACUGAGGAAAUAUUCUCCCCGGGGGGGGGGGGGACAAGCUGUUAUGCUACCACAAGCCCCAUGAUACAGUAACUUGAAAACCAAAGUUUUCUAGUUAUAGAUUGUUGAGUUUGGGGUUAAUUAUAAUGUUAGGUACUUAUGAUAAUAGGGCCAGUUAGUCUGCUAGAUUUACCUAUACUUUGCUUGGCUUUUCAAUGACUGGGCUACUAAGUGGGGGGGGGGGCUCCCUAUGCUGAUGCCCAAAGUUAAGAUCCUGCCUGAUUGGAGCAAACGGGAGAACCAACUCUCAUUAAGGAUGUCUCUGCCCUCAUCGCUGAAAACAAACAUCUCACAAGGUAAGCCAAUGUUCGUUUUUAUUCCUGUUAUUUUCUUUUUUCUUUCUUUUUUGGUAAAGUGGUAGGUUGGUGUGGCAGCUUUUUAAAGUUAUCAGUGGAAAAGUAUCAACAGCAACAAAGCUGACACAGGGCAUUGCGGUUGUUAAAAAACUGCCUUGCACAAGUAAAUAAGAACCAAACACCAUUGUUUAUACACAACUUAGAAGAGAUUCUUUUUUUAAAAAAACCUGUUGUUGAUCAGCUUACUUAUUGAGACCCAGAUUACCUCUGGUGUUGAAUAUACAUAUUAAAAUCCAUGUGGUUUUAAGCCCUUCUUAUUUUUGCCUGAAUUCAUAUUGUAGCCUUAAGGCUUGUGCCUCAUUAUGCUCUUUAAUGGUAAUAAAAGCUCACCAUAUAAAUACAGUAUCUUAAAAUCUCUUGUCAAUUGCUACUGUUGCAUUAUGUCCAGUAUUUCAUCAUGGGCAGCCAAAGGCAGGCUAUUGUCUUUUCCAUGAAGAGCUUCUCAAAUGCAGUCCUUAAGCCCUAAGUACCUGAGUCAUAAAUGUUCCUGUGUUCUUGAACAAAGUGAGCAGAUUUGCAACCCAGUAUUUUUCAUCCUGCAGAUCUGUAUGUUUUCUAUUGACUCUUUAGAGUCCUGCAUGUAAAUCUCAAAGCUGAGCCUGGCUCCAUGAGCCCAAGUUGAUAUUUGUGGCACAAGAAUGAGUGAGUGUAUUUGAACAUACACAAGACAUGUAAAUGUAGUACUUUGAAAAUUGGGGGCUACAUAAACAAUGAAUCCAAGGUAUGUCUCAAGAUACUUGCUGAGGAUUAAGUAGACCGAAAAUGUCACGUUCAAAGAGCUUGCAAUUGGAGUAAGGGUGUUAUGCGAGUCUCUUAAUACACCACAUUCUGCCAGUUUAGAGUAAUCUAUAUUCUGUAUAAAUUUUAUGGUUUUUUAAAUGUCCACAUUGUCUGCCUUUUUGAUAGCUUAGAACACCUUUUGCUUUUGGUUUUUCAGAGGCUUGAGACUAAUUCUACUCCCUGCCCAUCUGCUUUUGGGCUUUGUUUUAGGCUCAUGUUUCAGAUCUGCAUGCAGUGCUUGUUACCCUGGUAACUAAAUGUUGGCUCCUCAUGCUAGGGAUUCAACAUGGUUUUCAAGUUAUCAUGGGCUUGUGGUAGCACAAGCUAUGGGUCUGUGUAUAAAAGUUACUGGCCUUUCUCCAUUUACUUGCUGUAGUAUUGUAUAUUGUGUGUUUUGCGUGAUGUCAGGCUGCCCUGUACAAUUUUAAACAAUGAACAUAAAAUGCAGACCAUCCCUUUUUUGCAUGCUUAGAAGGUAGAAUGUUCAGUGUAACAAAUUUAAAAGUUGCAUGUUUUAAAAAAAUGUUUAGGUUCUUAGGGUUUUUUUUUAUUUUGUGUUUUUUGUGGAUUUGCUUAUUGUGCUGUUUUAAUGGUGGUUAGUAGGAUUAAAUGCACUGGUGAGGCAAACAUAGUGCCAACAGGAGGUAACUUUCCAGUUGUAUGUGUCAUGCAGCGUUUGAAGGGACCAUGUACUUUGCUCAGAAUAAAAUAAAAAUCAGUUGAAUUUAAAUUAUCCUUUUUUUGUGCCAAAUCCUAAAUUAAGUUUGAAAUCAAAUCAUAUUAAAAUCCCAAAUGGGAAAAGCCUUUUUCACUGGAUACACGUCCAAGCUUUUUAAAUUGGUACCGUUACAAAAACACACACACACACACACACAAAGGCUUCUUUGCAGAAACAUUAAUUGUAACCAUUUCAGAGAACUGGAGGGGGGGGGGAGUUUCAAGUUUGUGGUUCCUUGAAAAUGCUGUGCUUUUUUUGUAUUUUACAUCAUUAGUGCAAUUUGGAUGGUUAUUGAUAUGUGUAUAGUUCAAAGGUCUUCGUGUUCACAUUUAAAAUUAGGUAAAUGACUUCAUCUCUAGAGCUUGGUUUCAUUUUUUUUUAACAAUGUAGACAGUUCCCUGUUCUCUGCAUUUAGAAGUAUAAACACUUUAAAUCUGUUAAUUCUGUAAGUAAUUUUUAUAAUUAUGAUGUAACUCUAUCCUUAAAACAUUUAAAAUAAACCCUUUAUGUGCAACA
Sceloporus undulatus (fence lizard) is the source of this 9749-nucleotide messenger RNA. RefSeq names its product spindlin 1 (gene SPIN1). Lineage: Eukaryota; Metazoa; Chordata; Lepidosauria; Squamata; Phrynosomatidae. The transcript is spliced from 6 exons. Gene Ontology annotation, biological process: gamete generation. The coding region runs from base 505 to 1293 and encodes 262 amino acids. The record is from RefSeq and is a predicted model, not a curated record.